UAAUAUCUAUAAACUUAUCAAAAUAUUUAAAAAUUCAAUAAAACUCUUUACAAAUGAAAUGUAACACUUGAUUGAUUGAGUAUGCAUUUGUAUUAAACAAUACAAUUUUUAACUACAGCUUCAUUAAAUUAUAACAUUUUCAUAUUUAUAAAAUUAAUUUAAUCGCUACCGUACAAUUGUGGAGAGGUUUUAGUGCAAUAAUAAUGAUGAUGACGACGACGAUGAUGAAACUAACUUACAAAGGCAGGGGGUUUCGAAGAAAUAAGGAGGACCAUUCUAAUCAGAGCCUUAAAAUGCCACCAGCAUCUGCCAGGAGAUUUCCUUACCAAACCUUGACUUAUCUGCUCCAGUGCUAGCUUGCAAAUAGAUUCCUCUGCUCUGAAUUUAAUUUACAUAGCUAUACAUGUUCUCGAGGAAAGGAGGUUUUCCACUCUUUUUCAAUUCUGUGUUAGCUCUGUUUUCUUUCAUAAUCAAAGUGUUUCUUCCAGGACGAUCCCUCUGUCUGUAAUUUGUAGGGAUUAGUAGUGAAUGGAUCUUUCAGCGCCACUUGUUGAACUUGUGAAAAUAGUGUCAACUCCAAUUCGUAGAUCCUGGAAGCAUCACAGAAGCGUGAAUAAGUACAUGAAAAUUCUCAAUGAAAAGUUGGAAGAAUUGAACUGCCAGAAGGAAGACAAUGAAUCCAAGCUGCGACAAGAGCUUCUUCCGGGGAAGACAUUAAAGAAGGAAGUUGAACUUUGGUUAGGAAAGGUAAAAAAUAUUAACAGUGAAAUCAGAUGUAUUGAAAUUAAGGUUGGAAAAGUGAAGUACUUACACCGCUCAUGCCUUGGAAAAGUUGUCUGUAAGAAGAUUCAGGAAGUGGAAGAACUCUAUCAAAAGGGUUGUUUUCCUGAUGGUUUUGUGGAACCAUGUAUAAAAAAUGGUGAUGUACUACCGACAAUGAAAUUGGCAGGAGAAACUACAUUGAAAAGAAAAGUGGAAGAAAUUUGUGAAAGCUUGAUGAAUGAUGAAGUACAAAAAAUUGGAGUUUAUGGCAUGGGUGGCAUUGGUAAAACAACUGCCAUAAAGCAUAUAAACAAUCAACUUUUAGAGAAAAAAGAUAAGUUUGAUAAUGUAAUUUGGGUAACUGUAUCAAAGGCUUCCAAUGUUUUCAAAUUACAAGAUGCAGUUGCAUGCAAGUUGGAUUUAGAUAUUUCGAAAUAUGAAGAUGAAACAACAAGGGCUGCAAAGAUAUAUGCUGCAUUCUGCAUGAAGAACAGAUAUGUACUAAUCCUCGACGAUUUGUGGGAAGUAUAUAAUCUUGAAGAUGUAGGAAUCCCUGAACCCACUUUAGAGAAUGGAUCCAAGUUACUUCUGACAACUCGGUCUCUUGUUGUUUGCCGUGGAAUGGGUUCUAAAGAUAUUGAAAUGGAGCUUCUAACAAAGGAAGAGUCGAGGAAUCUCUUCUUAGAUGUAGUUGGGAAUGAUGUUUUAUCUGUACCAAAUUUGGAAGCAACUGUGAAUGAAGUUAUUGAAGAAUGCAGUUGUUUGCCUCUUGCAGUUGUUACAGUAGCAGGCAGUUUGAAAGGAGUUGUAGAUAUUUGUGAGUGGAGGACUGCAUUAGAAGAACUGAGGGCACCUACAAAGGGGCCUAAUGAGAUUGGAAGUACAAUACUUGAGAAAUUGAAAUUCAGUUAUGAACGCUUGAAGGAUAAGAAACUUCAAGAUUGUCUUCUCUACUGUGCUUUGUACCCUGAAGAUCAUAAUAUUCCAAGAGAUGAGCUAAUAGAAGAUUUAAUUGUCGAGGGAAUAAUUGAUGGAUUGAAGAGUAGGCAAGCAGAGUUUCACAAAGGCCACACCAUGUUGAAUAAACUAAAAAACGUUUGCCUGCUAAAAGAAUCAAUUCUAGGAGAUGAAUGGGUGAGGAUGCAUGAUUUGAUAAGGGACAUGGCCUUACAAAUUACAAGCUCCGAUCCCCAUUUCCUAGUUGAGGCUGGAACAGGAUUGGAAGACAUACCAGAUGUCGAAAUAUGGCCAAACGAUCUGGCCAAGGUCUCUCUAAUGUUCAACAAAAUAUCAGAAAUUCCUUCAAAUGCAUCUCCAAUCUGUCCUAAACUUUUGACAUUGAGGCUAAAUUUUAAUAGGCUCACAUGUAUUCCAGACUGCUUUUUUGUUCAUAUGACAGGGCUCAAUCUUCUUGAUCUGUCAUACACUGAUAUUGAAAGCCUGCCAAAGUCAAUCUCUAACUUGGUGACUCUUACUGCCUUAUCACUUAGAGGAUGUAUGAGAUUGAAGUUUGUGCCAUCUCUUACCAAUCUUAGGGCCUUGCAGAGGUUGGACUUUCGUAAUACAAAAAUCACAGAAGUACCUGAUGGUACAGAAAUGCUGAUCAAUUUGAGAUACCUCAAUCUUCAAACAAGAGCUAUGGAAAAGUUACCGGAUGGAAUUUUACCAAAACUCUCUCGACUCCAGUAUUUGGUAUUCCCACUAUGUGGCUUGCAAAUACUAAAACCGAGAGCAGAGGAGUUGGUAUGCUUGAGAAAGCUAGAGACUUUUAGGGGAAUAUUGCAUGACGUUAACGACUUCAAUACAUACAUUGGAUCCAUGAAAGAGGCCAGACAACUCGCCUAUUACACACUUCAAGUGGGAACAAACCCUUUUCCAAGCAGGACUUAUGGGUACCAAAAAGCUGUGAUUUUGAUAAACUGGGAUGCUAGUGAAAACAUAGCUGGAAAUCAGUACCCAAUUUUACUGCCUGAAGAUGUUGAGUACCUAAGCUUUGAGAAGUGCCACAAUAUAAGAAGUUUAUCUAAUGUCGUUUCAUUGAAAAAUGCAUCUGAGUUGAGAAAAUGUUUUAUCAGCAAUUGUCAUGGGAUAGAGCAUUUUCUUUCUUCAUCGUCUUUGGCUGUUCCUCUUCUUCAGAGCCUUGAGGAACUGAAACUUGUGAGACUUUGGGAUUUGCGAAGUUUGAUUCUGAGAGAGAAAGGUACUUCACCACUAUUCCAGCCAGGCAGUACUUUUUGCUCUCUUAGAAAAAUUGAAAUAUAUGAUUGUCCAAAUAUAAAGCAAGUAUUUACACUUGGGUUGCUGUUGAGCGUCCAAAACUUGGAAGAGAUUUACGUCAAAAACUGUUGUCGGAUGGUGAAUAUAGUAGCAGCAGAAUUGGAUGGAGAAGAUGAAGAUGGAAAUCAAAAUCUGGAAGGAACAAGCUUUGACACCAGAGGAUUGAUCUGUCUCUCCAAAUUAAGGGUCUUGACAUUAGAAUUCUUGCCAGAAUUGAAGAGCUUCUACAGCAGUGAAAGUGCAUUAUUUGUGGCUGUAUCUCUGCAGCAAAUAAUAUUACAGAAAUGUCCAAAGCUAAAGAAGAUUCCUGUACUUGGAGAUGAACCAUGUCCUCCCCCCUCUCUUCAGAAUAUUAAGGUUGAACAAGAUUGGUGGGAAUCGUUGGAAUGGAAUAAUCCCAACAAUAAGGAUGCCCUCCAACCUCUCUGUCAUUUUCAAACAAAUUAAAGACUACAUCUUAUAAUCUUGAAUAGCACUUUAUCUUAAUUCAAUUCAAUUAUCGCUUACAGUGUUUUGUUUGUCUACUUUACUCUGCGCGAACCGAUACAUGCCAGUGGAACUUAGGUGAUAUAUUGAAUUUGUUUUGUUUUGUUUGUU
Molecule: messenger RNA, 3636 nt
Organism: Ziziphus jujuba (common jujube)
Lineage: Eukaryota; Viridiplantae; Streptophyta; Magnoliopsida; Rosales; Rhamnaceae
Product: disease resistance protein At4g27190
Exons: 2
Coding region: 529-3486 (985 amino acids)
Molecular function (GO): ADP binding; protein binding
Source: RefSeq, a predicted model, not a curated record